Molecule: messenger RNA, 270 nt
Organism: Rhodotorula graminis WP1
Lineage: Eukaryota; Fungi; Basidiomycota; Microbotryomycetes; Sporidiobolales; Sporidiobolaceae
Exons: 2
Biological process (GO): regulation of transcription by RNA polymerase II
Cellular component (GO): nucleus
Molecular function (GO): DNA-binding transcription factor activity, RNA polymerase II-specific; RNA polymerase II cis-regulatory region sequence-specific DNA binding
Source: RefSeq, a predicted model, not a curated record
UGCCUCAUCGAGGGCUGCGGGCGCGCCUUUCCUCGCAAGAGCGCCAUCGAGAGCCACAUCCAGACGCACCUCGAGGACAAGCCCUUUGUCUGCCCUCACGACGACUGCGGCGCCUCGUUCGUCCGACAGCACGACUUGCGGCGGCACGAGCGCAUCCACUCGGACAACAAGCCGUUCCCGUGCGGCUGCGGCAAGGCGUUCGCUCGUGGCGACGCCCUCACUCGGCAUCGAGCUCGCGGCAUCUGCUCGGGUGCGGCCGGCGGACGCUGA